Messenger RNA from Nicotiana attenuata, 618 nucleotides. Its product is annotated as craniofacial development protein 2-like. The record is from RefSeq and is a predicted model, not a curated record. Gene Ontology annotation, molecular function: catalytic activity. The transcript has a single exon. NCBI's taxonomy places the organism in Eukaryota, Viridiplantae, Streptophyta, Magnoliopsida, Solanales, Solanaceae. Gene Ontology annotation, biological process: chromatin remodeling. Bases 1 to 618 code for a protein of 205 amino acids. Gene Ontology annotation, cellular component: nucleus.
AUGAGGGUCAGCAUAGCUUGUGUGCAGGAGACUAGGUGGAAAGGGUCGAAGGCGAGGAAUGUAGACGGGUUUAAGCUGUGGUAUUCUGGGGUCGUGAGGGGUAAGAAUGGAUUGGGUAUCUUGGUUGAUAGGGAUCUUAGGGAGUCUGUGGUGGAGGUUAGGCGAGUGAACGAUAGGUUAAUGUCUAUUAAGUUGGUUAUUGGUGGUUGCGUCCUCAAUGUCAUCAGCGCUUAUGCGCCGCAAGCAGGCCUAGACGAGGAGGUUAAGAGGCGCUUUUGGGAGGGCUUGGACAAGUUGGUGAGUAGUAUUCCCCAAUCUGAGAAGUUAGUUAUUGGAGGGGAUUUUAAUGGUCAUAUUGGGGCUGAUGCUGGUGGUUAUGGUGAGGUGCAUGGUGGCUUUGGCCUUGGGGUUAGGAACGGAGGAGGCACUUCGCUGCUUGAUUUCGCUAGGGCUUUCGAGCUUUUGAUUGCGAACUCGUCAUUUCAGAAGAGGAAGGAGCAUUUGGUUACUUUCAAAAGUUCGGCGGCGAGGACUCAGAUUGAUUACCUCCUCCUCAGAAGGAGCGAUAGAGGGUUGUGCAAGGACUGUAAGGUUAUCCCGGGAGAGUACUCUUCAUAG